AUGAAUCCGCUAUUCUACUACCUUCUACAGAAGGAUAUCAACAAUUUCAAGAAUGCUUUAGAGACUUCUACUAAACCGUCCUCACUGAGCAAAUCCUGGCAGUCGUCUACCGAACAGCGUUACGACGUCAAUAUGAGAGAUGAGAGGGGCAGGACAGUUUUGCAUUUGAUAGCGACAAUGGAGGAUAAUAGGCAAUUAGAAUUUGCAAAGUCUGCACUUUCACAGGUCAAUAUCAACGUAAAUCUCCAAGAUGCUGAAUCUGGCUGGACAGCGCUGCACAGAGGAAUAUAUUCCGCAUCUCUCGGUUUCGUCAGACUUCUGUUAUCAAGAGAUGAUGUCGAUCUCUCCAUAAAGGACAGGGAAGGUUAUACAGCCUUCGAUCUCUACAAUCUAACUGUAGAUGAUGCAUAUCCAGACCCACAUCAUUCUGCACGUUCAGAAUUGUACACUUGGGGUGCUAACCGGAAUUACGUAUUAGGUAACACACAUGGCAACGAUCGCCAACUCCCAGAACGUAUAUCUGUCGAAAGACAGAAUCAAGAUGAACUUAUCGGUCAAGAAAUGUUUAGGUAUCUCGACAUAAAGAAGGUCUUUAUGUCAAAAAACCAUACAGGUAUUAUGACAGACGAGGAGUAUAACAAUAUACGUUUUUGUGGUUUUGGUAACAACGGCAGGCUUGGUCGGUCGGUACAUACUCAGCAUACUUUCGAUACUGUUUCACCAUCUCUACCAUUCAAAGUGGCCGAUAUGGCUUUAGGCCCUGAUCACAGUCUUCUUAUAUCCACAGAAGGUCAUGUGUAUUCAUUUGGUUCAAAUAAAUACCAGCAGUUGGGAUACUCAGUUGAUGCACCGGUAUCCCAACACGCUAAAUUUGCUAGUACAAGUGAUCCUUUCCAAACUACACCGAAGAGAAUUGUCGGUGUGCUGAAGAGAGAAGUGAUGGAGGGCAUUUCAGCUGGUAAAACUGCCAGUGCAUGCUGGAAAGCCGACAGUUUGUUCACAUGGGGAACCAAUGAGGGUCAUUUAGGAUACGACCAAAAUUCUACGCCUGUGCAGAGCGCACCGCGUAAGGUGACAUCCAUUAAACAGAAUGUUAUCGACGUCGUAAUAUCGGAUAGGAGCAUGGGUGUGUUGCUCGAAAAUGGCGAUCUAAUAUGCUUUUACAACAACGCCUACAUCAAAGUGAAUUUCACACAUUUCAAAUCUGACAAAAUUAAAGCAAGUGCUGCUAAUAUCAAACCGACGAUCACGAAGGUAAAAUGCUCAUCAAACACUAUUGGUGCAUUAUCAUCAUUGGGCGAGGUAUUUGUAUUUGCGUCACCAAAUGAAGCAACUACUACGAUUAAACCACAGAAAGUGUGGACUUUCAGGAAUCGUUAUACGGCAGUUAGAGAUUUUGAUGUUGGUCCUAAUGGAACUGUCAUACUAUGCACACAAGCCGGUAGCGUAUUCAUAAAAAACGCAAAGACAACGCUUGAGUCAAUCCCAUCUGGAUGGAAGGAAAAUAGCAAAGUUAAAUCAUCGAAAUUCUCUCGUAUACCAUACCUCCAUCGUGUUAGCACAGUCUACACCAGCGAUUCGGGCGCAUUUGCGGCCUUGAGAAAUCCACCUAGCCACCAUCAAAUAUUCUCAGGCGGGUGCACGAUCGGAAGUGAAAUCGAGAAAAAUAUGUAUUUGGGACAUGGUGAUGAAGAAGUUGAUCUUCAAGUUGAGGGCAAGGUUCAUGUCGAAAUCGACGAUGACGAUAGCCAUCCUGAAGAUGAAGAUGACGACGUCGGAGAAAAGAUAUUGGAAUGUAAGAAAUAUUUCCAAAAGAUUUCUCAGUCAAGGGACAAUGUCGAUGUCGACUACUCUGACACCCACGUUGGUGCCUUCGACAUGAAGCUUCUCCUUAAUGAUGGAGGAGUCAUACCCAUUCAUAAAGCGAUAUAUGCAGCGCGUUCUCCUAUUCUUAGGACUCUCAUCGAGGGGACAGAAGUGAACAAUCACAUUCCAAAUGGAUUCAACGUUGAUAAAAAUAUCUUACGGUUUCACGAUGAACUCUCACAUCCCCUUGCCUUAUUUAUACUUAAUAAGUAUAUCUACACAGAUUCGCUACUGCCUAUCUGGGAUCCAAGAAUAGAACCAUCAUUAAGAGAGUUAAUCCCUCAUGAUCAAGUAGUCAUAGUGAGGGACACACUCAAGGUGCUAUCCAAGGCCCUUAAGAUGUCAACUCUCGAACCAUAUUUAGAUAGGCUAGUGGUACGCGAUGUGCCGAAAACGUUACAUAAUGAUCUUCAAGAGAGACUCAAAAGUGGUGUACCUACUGGCGACGUAAGGCUGAACUUCAUGGAAAAUAAGUCUAUCAUUGUCGACUCCGUACUUUUGAAGUCACGAAUUGGAUUUUUCAGUGCGAUGUUUAAUGAUAAUAUUUGGACAAUAGAUCGCCGUAGUGGCAACGAAUUGAUAGAUAUCGAUUUGUCAAACAUGCGCUUAGAGAUAUUCACCUACAUUACUAAAUAUAUCUAUGGUCAUACAGAGUCUACAGUGUUUGCAGAUGUCGCCGCUGGCCAUGCGAAGGAAUAUAUCGAUAUUAUUUUCGAAGUUCUCCAAUACGCGAACGAGUUAAUGAUCGAUAAAAUGAAGUUGAUAUGUGCGGCUACAAUUAGGCCAUUCAUAACGCUCAACACCGCUCAAGAUAUAGCAGAAAGAGCCAAUUAUCUAGAGUGCCAUGAAUUAGUUGAUAGCAUAAUGGAAGACUUGACUACACAGCUUGAAUCAGCUUUAGAAAAACACGCAUUGGACGAUCUCUCGGAUGAACUCUUGAAUGUUUUGAACGGUCACAUUCGUAAACGUCAAGAUGAGCAUUCACCGAUUAGACAAGUAUACCAAGCACUCCUAGAUGUCAUGGUCGAAAGUAACCGAGAAUGGCUCAAUGAUCAGGAUAUACCUCAACCUAUCUUACAAACGCACAUAAAGUAUUGGAAUAAAACUAGUUCACGUUCACCUAAAUUUGGUCCAAGUAGUUACGGAAGGUCGUUGAUUAUGUCACCUACUAAUGCGCUUAGAGCACACGCCAGUCCACCAGUUACGCCUGAUAUCGCACCCUUGAGUCUGACAUCUACGGCCAACAUACCGCCAAUUGAUGAUAUAUUUGACAUGGAUGACGAUAAACCGAUGACAAAUACGCCCGGCACACCAGCCUCGGGAGUAGGAUCUCGUGGUGGGCCAUCCCCUUGGCAAAACCAAGUUGGUAGUACGGAGAGUGCAAAAGUGCACGAUUUCAGGUCAAUUGUUGAAUCUGAAGCUGCAAAUACGCCAGUAAAGACCUACAGUCAGUCGCCAUUAGCGGGUGCUGGGUUCGGGAUUGGCAAACUGUCACAAAAGGAGAAGAGAAGGUUGCAGCAAGAAAGGGAGAGACAGGAGAAAGUGUCUGUAUCUGCUUCUCCAGGCAGUAGCACGCCCGCGUGGAGAGUGCCUGAGAGACGGACAUCUGCAUGGAAUGUCGCCAGCAAUGUUGGCAACUCGCCAAGUUCGUCACAGCAGAUCAGCAAGCCUCCUAGAACGGAUGUUAUCGUUCCGACACGUGAGAAAGGAAAGAAAAUAUCAUCACAAAGUGGUAAUGCUUGGUCACAAGCACCUGCAUUUGCUAGUCCACCGGUAGCAACACCCGAGGUGGCCUUAAGCACCAGUCUUGCGGAUAAUUCUUUCGAGGCUAUACAAAUCGAGCAGCUAGGAUUGUCCUCCCAAUCUGCAUCGACUACCAAGAAGAAGUCUAUGAUUGAAAUCCAGAACGAGGAGAAGGAGAGAGAAGAAGAGCAAGCAUUCUUGAAAUGGUGGGAAGAGGAAGAGAGAAGGACGAAAGAAGCAAUGGGAUUGUACGUGCCCGACAAACGCGAUAGGGGAACUCGCGGCAAAAGUCGAGGUAGAGGCCGAGGGGGAAAAUCGCAAGAAAGCAGACAAAGAGGGAAUAACAAAGGAAAUAAGUAA
Molecule: messenger RNA, 3969 nt
Organism: Wallemia mellicola CBS 633.66
Lineage: Eukaryota; Fungi; Basidiomycota; Wallemiomycetes; Wallemiales; Wallemiaceae
Exons: 6
Coding region: 1-3969 (1322 amino acids)
Molecular function (GO): protein binding
Source: RefSeq, a predicted model, not a curated record